Hippopotamus amphibius kiboko is the source of this 1173-nucleotide messenger RNA. RefSeq names its product pregnancy-associated glycoprotein 2-like. Gene Ontology annotation, molecular function: aspartic-type endopeptidase activity. Gene Ontology annotation, biological process: proteolysis. The transcript is spliced from 9 exons. The coding region runs from base 1 to 1173 and encodes 390 amino acids. The record is from RefSeq and is a predicted model, not a curated record. Lineage: Eukaryota; Metazoa; Chordata; Mammalia; Artiodactyla; Hippopotamidae.
AUGAAGUGGCUUGGGAUCCUCGGACUGGUGGCCUUUUCAGAGUGCUUAGUCAGAAUCCCUCUCACAAAGAUCAAGACCAUGCGAGAAACUCUCAGGGAUAAAAAUCUGCUGACAAUGUUCCUGGAGGAAAACACUGAUGACAGUUCCCAGAAUGUCAAUGAUGACACAAGAAUGUCUCUUCAACCACUGAGGAACUACCAGGAUAUGCACUACGUUGGAAAAAUCACCAUUGGAACACCUCCUCAGGAGUUCAGGGUCAUCUUUGACACAGGCUCAUCUGUCUUGUGUGUGCCCUCUAUCAACUGCUCCAGUCCCUUCUGCCGUACACACAAGCUGUUCAACCCUCAUUCAUCUACCACCUAUCGGUCCACAGCCCAUCAUUUCGAACUCGCCUACGACUAUGGGAGGAUGAUUGGCAUUAUUGCCUUUGACACUGUUCGGAUCGGGAACCUUGUCAUCCUGGACCAGGCAUUUGGUCUGAGCGUGACACAUACUUGGUGGCAACAUGACAACUUUGAUGGCAUCCUGGGCCUUAGCUACCCCAGCCUUUCCCCGAAGGUCCCCCUCGUCUUCGAUACCAUGAAGACCCGAGGCAUCAUAUCUCAGCCUGUCUUUGCCUUCUACUUGACUACUGGGAAAGAGAAUGGCAGUGUGGUGAUGUUUGGUGGAGUGGACCACAACUACCACAAAGGAAAGCUCAAGUGGAUACCAGUGUCCAGAACCCAAUUCUGGCAGAUAGCCAUGAACCGCAUCACCAUGUUGGGGAAGGUUAUUGGUUGUUUCCACGGCUGCCAAGCCAUUUUGAAUACUGCAAACUCAUACUUGAUGGGCCCAACUAGAGUGAUUACCACCAUCCACAAUCUCAUCCGUGCCAGCACUUUUGAAACAAAGAACAUGGUCCCAUGUAACAGCAUCGGGCAUCUGCCUACAAUCAUCUUCACCAUCAAUGGCAAUGACUACCCGGUGCCCGCUCAGUCCUACAUCGGGAAGGUGGCAAACAAGCAGAUUUAUAGACUUGGGGUUCCUCUGCUGAAUAAUCUUCCACCUUACUCUGGGUCCAAAGAUCCUCAAUGGGAAUAUCCCUUCCAGCCUUCAGAUCCUGACCCCUGUGGCACUUUCCGUUACAGCCAACUCCAGCUCCUCCAGGAGUUCUGCCUUCACUCCAGGCCUUAA